Messenger RNA from Bactrocera tryoni, 1526 nucleotides. Its product is annotated as probable citrate synthase, mitochondrial. Bases 57 to 1526 code for a protein of 489 amino acids. Lineage: Eukaryota; Metazoa; Arthropoda; Insecta; Diptera; Tephritidae. The transcript has a single exon. The record is from RefSeq and is a predicted model, not a curated record. Gene Ontology annotation, biological process: carbohydrate metabolic process; tricarboxylic acid cycle; citrate metabolic process. Gene Ontology annotation, cellular component: mitochondrial matrix.
AUAAACAAAAAUUUACAACUUUUGGAAAAAAUUAAAAAUACAAACAUUUAAAGGCAAUGAUUUUCUUUAGAGGUUCGUCGCAUCAGUGCGUCAAGUCCUUGGCACCAAAUGUGAGCAAAAUAUGUAUGCGGUGGAACAGCAGUAAAUGCGAUACGAAGGGUGGCAAAGGCGGUAAAGCAGAUCUUCGUUCAGUUCUCGCCGAGAAAAUCAAAUCCGAACAAGAACGACUCAAGAAGUUUGUCAAAGAGCAUGGUAACACCAAAUUAGGCGAAGUUAAGAUAUCACAAAUUUACGGUGGUAUGCGUGGUAUACCAGCAUUACUUUGCGAAACUUCGUUACUGGAUCCCAAUGAAGGUAUACGUUUCCGAGGUUUCAGCAUACCAGAAUGUCAAAAACAAAUGCCAAAGGCUGAGUGUGGCGACGAACCCUUGCCAGAGGGCAUCUUUUGGUUAUUACUGACAGGUAAUAUACCCACUGCAGAACAGACAAAAAUGGUGACCGACGAAUGGAAUGCAAAGGCCGCACUGCCGGAUUAUGUUAAAAAAAUGUUGGAUAAUUUACCAAAAGAUCUGCAUCCAAUGUCACAGUUGUCAAUGGCCGUCACGUCGCUCAACAAAGAUAGUAAAUUCUUAAAAGCCUACCAUUCCGGCGUAAAGCGUGCUGAAUUCUGGAAAUAUUCGCUGGAAGACGGCAUAACCCUACUUGCCAAAUUGCCAAAUAUAGCGGCGCGAAUUUAUCGAAACAUCUAUCUUGACGGCAAGGGCUGCGAUGAGAUCGAUAAGAAGCUGGAUUGGUCGGCCAACUAUGGCCGCAUGCUAGGCUUCGACGAUCCAUUCUUCUACGAACUUUUACGUCUAUAUCUGUUCUUACAUAGCGAUCACGAUUCGGGCAAUGUUUCAUCACAUACCACCCACUUAGUGGCGUCGGCAUUAAGUGAUCCGUUUCUUGCAUUUGGAGCCGGUUUAAGCGGCUUAGCCGGUCCACUACAUGGGUUGGCCAAUCAAGAAGUAUUAGAUUGGAUUGGAAAAAUGCAAAAAGAAUUGGGUAGUAAAAAUCCACCGGAGGACAAAGUCAAAGAAUAUGUACAGAAAACGUUGAAAUCAGGCCAUGUGAUACCCGGUUACGGGCAUGCGGUUUUGCGUAAGACUGAUCCACGCUAUAUGGCGCUGCAAGCAUUCGGCGAAAGGUAUUUGCCGAAAUACGAAACCUAUCUGUUGGUGAAGACAAUUUACAAAGUGGUGCCACCCAUUCUGCAAUCAAUGCAGAAAAUUAAAAAUCCCUGGGCAAAUGUGGAUGCCCAUUCCGGUGUCUUGUUGCGCUACUACGGCCUGAAGGAAAUGGAAUACUAUACGGUGCUGUUUGGGGUUUCACGCGCAAUUGGUGUGUUAUCAUCCAUAACCUGGCAUCGGGCCCUACAAAUACCCAUUGAACGACCGAAGAGCUUCACCAGCGAUGCACUAAUGAAGUUUGUGAAAGGAAAAUCAGGUAGUAAAAGCAAAUGCGAUGGCAAAGGUGAUAAAAAAUAG